UCUGUGUAAUCUGUAAGUUCUUUGACUUUAAAAAUGCUGCACAGACUGUUUAAAAUGAAAGUAUGCUGGAAAUUUUCUCAGACAGAAAAUGGCCAGGGAAGACUUUGAAAAAGACAGCUGAGAUUCAGUUGCUCAGAGGUCAUUGUAGGGGAGCAGGUAUUUGUAAUUCUUCACUGAAAUGUUUUUGCUUUAAUCCAGCCUGGUUUUUCAGUCUUCUCACAACAGACCCAGAAUUGUUUGUUCUGAGGGAGUAUUUCAUCCCAGCCUUUUGUCCAAAGCUUAAAGACAGAGCAUGUUUUUUGACAGCUCUAAUAUGAGGCACUCUUUCUGUCUUUCUACAGUCUUUUUAAUAUCGCAGAAAAAAAAUUUGCAGUUUAAUAGGAGGGUCUUUUUAAGCUAUAAAGUUAGUUUUUGCUACUCGAUUAAGUCUCUUCAGGUUGAAUUCUGUGCUGAAAGGAAGUUACUAAGAAACUCUACUCCUUUCAGAGCUGACCUGAAAAGAUCUGAUUACUUGAUUCCAACAUUAUAUGUCUUACGUGACAAACAAAUAAAAGUCCCUAGAAGCACGAGCUAAAUGAUCAUCCAGUGGACAAUUUUUUUCUUUGUUUUCUGCCUUUCUGGGUCUGAAAAGUGCUCAUCUUAGAAAUGAGAUCUUUUUGGGAUCAGUACUAUCACUGACUGUAUUUUUACCCUGCUUGGUAAAACUGGAUAGCUUUCUGUUAUGUAUCUAGUUUCUUGGCAAGCAGAUACUAGUGGCCCUGCAGCUCAGCAGUCUAUCAGAGACAGUUUAAGUCAUGAAGAAAAUGACUGCUCUGUUGGCCAGUUUGUAUGAUUAAUUUUCUUUGGACAGUAUGUAAGAAUAGUUGUUGUGGAAUUGUCCCAGGGCUCAUCUAGUGUAGGAUCUUGUUUCCAUUAGUAGCUGUUAGCAGGCAAGCCCAGGAACAGAGCUUGAUUCAGGACUGGCAACUAAACCAUAUAAGCUAAUGCUUUUCAGAUCACAUUUUGAAAAUUUGCAUUGCCCUGUGAAGGGAUGAUUGUGCCUCAGGAAUUUGAAGGACUUCUGAUGAUUCUCUUUACCAGAGCUCUCCUUGAAGAAAUAGUAUCACCAAAGAAGUACUACUACUAUCACAGAAAAGGAAUAACAGUGUAACUGUUAGUAAAAUAAGUUAUAGUAAGGUGUGUUCAUUACUUACAGAAACACAUAUUGUGAUGCUACUGAGUGUUGCCAUACUUCAUGUGUCUCAGCUGAGAGAUGUGAGAGGUGUCGGAGUGCUGUCUGCUGCAACUUGAGGCCCGUUACAGCCUGGUUUUCUGCUUGUUGUAGCUCCCUUGCCACUUGGAGUCAGUCUGAUUUUGUCACUGAGAUGGCAGCUGAAGUGGUGGUAAUGCUAAAACAUCCGGCCCCUCUGCUGGUUCUCCUUUUCCCCCCCAUGUUUGCAGUUGGCAGGCAUGCUAUAGUCAGGCAGGUGCACUACGAGGAAGCACUUAUGUGGAACAAAGCAGGAUAAAAGGAGGUGUAACAAACCCCAGUAUUGCUUUCCAGAGAGGAGCUUGGGGUGAGCAGGUAGAGCCACUGAGCUGUUGGUGGAGGAGGAGGGCACUAGCAGAAAGAGGCAAUGCAAAGCAAGUCACAGACUAGUGUUUCAGCAUGGAGCUUCAGUGUGCAGUUUUGGCAUAUUGCCUUUCUGUGCUGAAAGAGCAAGCUCGCCUAACAGCACCAUCUAGCGAGUCCUGCAGUGGAACAGGUGGAGGAUCAGAAGUAGCCUGUAUCGCAAGGUCCCGUUCCUCACAUUUGGAAUUGUAGAAUCAUUUAUGUUGGAAAAGACCAACAUAAGAUCAUUAAGUCCAACUGUUAAUCCAACAAUGCCAAGUCCACAACUAAGGCAAUGAUAUAAUGUAAUCUAUUCAGUAGAUUUAUAAAUAUGUAGAUACAUAUAUAUAGAUACAUAUAUAGAUCUUCAGCAACUCUAUGAGAAGGGGCUUUAUAACAGCUGCUUUCUGCCUCAGCUAAAGUUCAUCAAAAAAUCACAGAAGACCUUGUUGGGUUAAAAAAAUUGUACUUUAGGGGAAUGCGAGUUUAACCUGGGCUAAAAUCACCUUAACUGCAGAAUGCAAUUAAAAGUGGUAAGUAAAUAGAAUUACACAUGCCCAAGAGGAGAAGUGCAGAAAUAAAGGGCACUGUUCACAGAGAAAGUGGUAUAUUUGGCCUUAUGCACUGGAAGCCACAAAAGAGAAUACUUUACAGAUGCUAUAUUUUCCUGUGUAAUUAUGCUUUUUAUUUGAUGGUGUCUACAUGUGUGUAUAUUCCUUAGAAACACUCCAACUUUUCUAAAAGGAAAGAAAAUUAAUCUUAAAUAUAGAAAACUGGUAUUUACUUAGUGUUUUACUUUGGCAUCGCACCUUUUUCUUGCAGUUUCUAUCAUAAUGAAGUGUAGCUGUAGUCAUUUGAUGUUAUUUGUAGCACUUGAGUCUUGUUAGUUCAGACACAUAUUGUGGACUAAUACUCACGUUAUCUGUGUUUUCCUUGGCACAGUGUUGUCUGCAACACUACUUGCGUGGGAACUGGAGCAAGGAGAGGUCUGAGAGAGUCAAGGCAAAAGUGAAUGUAAAAAACAGCUUUUGGCUUUUAUUCCUCAGUCUCCCGCACUCUGCUAAUAACAUGUAAAGAGCAGUUCGUGUUGCAGCUCUGCAGCAUGAUUACAGUGGAGCAACAGUUCUGUGUAGCUAGAGUGGAAGCACAUUUAUCCUUUAAAAAGCAUAAUUGAGUUUCUGAAAGCUACAUAAUAAGUGAGACUGCAAGGAGCUGCAGAAUGCAGUCUUACUGUAGAUAAUGACCCACGUUUUGCACUCAAGAAAAAGAUCCAAGGUAGUUGUGUCUGGCUGACUUUCAGGCAUAGAGCCUGUUUCAAGAAAAAUCUUUCAAUUAGAAAAUGAAACUUCAGCUUUGACUUCAGCUUAGAUUCUUUCAUCCCCUCUGUUUGGUGAAGUGUCAGUGCAGGCUGCUGGAUUGCUGGUGAUCCUCACAGAACAGACAAACUUAUAGAUGCUUCUGGAGAUGUAAUAUGCAAAAAAAUCAGUAUUUGAACAAGGCAGAUUUUAUCUAUGAAGAAUGGCCAAGCUGAACUAAAGUAAGGAUUUAUCUAUCUGCUCUUGUGCCUGAGAGUAGCAGGUAGCAGACUGCUAAGGAGGAAGUAAUACAUUAAGCCUUGUUUCUUGUAGCAGGUCACUGCAAUACAGUAUACUAUGGGCUGUCCAUGGUUUAGGGAAUUGCUAAGCCAUGGGCUGUAGCCUCAUUUUUGCCUUUAACAGUCCUUGGAAGGCUUUUCUUCCCUUACUUAUUUUAAAUCAAUGUGAUUAUUUGUUGAACUCCUGUACACUUUUGCUGCUACAGAAUUUUGAAGCAGAGUUUCACAUUUUUAAUAUGCAGUGUACAUAAAGGUAAUGGGUGAUCAUUUAAUUCAAUUCAAUUGAUUAUGUCAAAUGAAUAUAUCUUUGUUUACUAGUCUGCAUGAUUUUCUUUCAAGAGUUCAGAGUGUGUUGAAAAAUGCGUCGUUCACUGUAACAAGAAAAAAAUUGUAAUUGCAAAUGCAGCUAGAUAACAAAUAGGUAUUUGUAAAACUUCUGAGAUUAUCUGCAUACAUGAGGAGUCUUACUUUCCUUUACCUUGCCUGCUAACAUUUACUGUCUGCUUGCAAGUGGAAUCUGCAUGAGUGAGAGCAAAAAAGGCUUUUUUCAUUACUCUUCCUCGGUGAGAAUGGCAAGGAUUCGGAUUCCUAGCACAAUUGUUAUAAUUUUUGUUACAGUUCAGACUGGAUUCUUACUCUUCAUGUAUGCCCGGUACAGUAGCUUCAUGCCUCAGUCUGAGGAGAAACCAUCACAAGUCCACAUACUUAUUCUCUCCUCUUGGCGGUCAGGAUCGUCUUUUGUUGGUCAACUUUUCAGCCAACACCCCAGUGUCUUCUACCUGAUGGAGCCUGCAUGGCACGUGUGGGUGACAAUGUACCAGAACAGUGCCAAAGUCUUACACAUGGCAGUGCGGGACUUAGUCAGGUCGGUCUUUCUGUGUGACAUGUCUGUGUUUGAUGCUUACAUGCCUUGGAAAAGAAACUUAUCCGAUCUUUUCCAGUGGGCAGCAAGUCGGGCUCUGUGUUCAGCUCCUGCUUGUGACUCUUUUCAACGUACCGACAUAACCAGUGAACUGGCGUGCAAGACUCUUUGUGGACGGUAUCCAUUCAGCAAGGUGGAGGAAGCCUGUAAAACUUACAGCCAUGUUGUCAUCAAGGAAGUUAGAUUCUUUGACUUGAAGGUCCUAUACCCCCUCCUCACUGAUCCAUCACUGAAUCUCAAAAUUAUUCACCUGGUCCGUGACCCCAGGGCAGUCGUUAAGUCACGGGAACAAUCGGUGAAAGCGUUAGCCCGUGACAAUGGAAUUGUCUUGAGUACCAAUGGCACUAAAGUGGAAGAUAGCAAAUACAAAGUAAUGCAAGAGGUUUGUAGAAGUCAUGUUCAGAUUUAUGAAACAGCAACUCUAAAACCACCUAAUUUCUUGAAAGAUCGCUAUUUAAUGGUCCGUUUUGAAGAUCUGGUAAGAGAUCCAUUAUCAGAAAUCUCAGAAAUGUAUAAAUUUGCAGAUCUUAGUUUGACUCCCAGGCUCAAAAGCUGGGUUUAUAAUAUCACUCAUGGACAGGGACCGGGGAAAAAAAAAGAAGCCUUCAAAAUAACAUCCCGAGAUGCAGUUAGUGUUUCACAGGCCUGGAGAAAUGUUCUUUCCUUUCAGAAAGUUAAGAAAAUACAGGAAGUUUGUAAAGGUGCUAUAAACAGUCUUGGUUAUCAGCUAGUGGAUUCAGAAAAAGAACAAAGAGAUCUGACAUUAGAUUUGGUGUUGCCAAGACGACAAAAUCAAUUCAGCUGGUCAUCAUUUAAUCCAAAGCACUGAGACAUUUUUGAGAAAUCUGAGGAGUUGGGGCAGGGUAGUUGUUUGAAUAUUUCUAUACUGCACAGCAUAUAGUAAUUGGAAAAUCCUUGGCUGAUGAUUUUAUCUUUUCGUCUGCUCCUUUUCUGUUAAUGUAAGAAGUUUUUUUUUCCCCUGAGUUUUCUACAUAUUAAAAAAAAAAAGACAGCAAGAUACUUGGUCAGCCUGUUACUGUGCUGCUCACAGCAUUGUUUUAAGAAUAUAAUUUAAGCACUUCCUAUUAAAAGAUGGAUUCUCA
Messenger RNA from Melozone crissalis (California towhee), 5210 nucleotides. RefSeq names its product carbohydrate sulfotransferase 6-like. Lineage: Eukaryota; Metazoa; Chordata; Aves; Passeriformes; Passerellidae. Gene Ontology annotation, molecular function: N-acetylglucosamine 6-O-sulfotransferase activity. Gene Ontology annotation, biological process: carbohydrate metabolic process; N-acetylglucosamine metabolic process; keratan sulfate proteoglycan biosynthetic process. The coding region runs from base 3707 to 4936 and encodes 409 amino acids. The record is from RefSeq and is a predicted model, not a curated record. The transcript has 2 exons. Gene Ontology annotation, cellular component: Golgi membrane.